This is a messenger RNA of Penicilliopsis zonata CBS 506.65, 636 nucleotides long. RefSeq lists its product as hypothetical. Gene Ontology annotation, biological process: proteasome assembly. The record is from RefSeq and is a predicted model, not a curated record. The transcript is spliced from 2 exons. NCBI's taxonomy places the organism in Eukaryota, Fungi, Ascomycota, Eurotiomycetes, Eurotiales, Aspergillaceae. Bases 238 to 627 code for a protein of 129 amino acids.
GAAAGAAUCCAAGGCAGCAAAAAGCACCCGUCGCUCCUCCGGAUCCGCAAAGGGAUCGAAAUCGCCCGCCCAGCUCGUCUCGUCGUCUUGCAUUCUGUGUGGUGAGAAGAGAAAGUGCUAUGGUGCUACUGUUAUCUGGACACCGUGCUUAUGUAAUCACUCCACUUCACUUCACCUCAACAGAUACUCCGUCGAUACUGGAAUAAAACUACUCUGUCUCGAGAUAAUUACUUCAUCAUGCCGACACAUGAGAUCUCCUUUUCCCUCCCGAAAACCCCCUACACAACCGCCCACGCCCAAGUAACAGUGUUCCCCAAAUGUGCGCUCGUCUUCCUUGCCACGACGGCACCCGGCGACACGGCGGUGAAGCCGAUGGGCAGUUUCGUUUACUCGAUGCCAGACAAAAACUUCUCGUCUACAACCAUGUACUCUUCCAAUAGUGUCGAGUACGCGACGCGGGUAUCGAAGAUCCUGGCGCGGAGGACAGGCCUGCCGGUGUACGUGGGAUGCAGUAUCGAUUCGGCUUCUUUGGGGAUGACUGUCGAAGAGGAGAUGGAGGGGUUGCGCCGGGUGGUGGAGGAGUGCACUUCCUUGAUCCAGGAGAAUAGAGUAGAGAAGAAAGGAUAGAGAAUAGUA